GAGAAGGAGGAGGAGGAGGAGGAGGAGAAGACAAAAGCCGAAAGCUAGCCGGGACCGGGCCGCACACUCGGACUGCCGGCGUGGGAGUCCGCAGUGCACCCGGCGUCCGGGUCGGCAGGCGGCAUGGGGAAGGGAGGCAACCAGGGCGAGGGGGCCACGGAGCGCGAGGCGCCGAUGCCCACCUUCAGCUGGGAGGAGGUUCAGAAGCACAACCUGCGCACCGACAAGUGGCUCGUCAUCGACCGCAAGGUCUACGACAUCACCAAAUGGUCCAGCCGGCACCCGGGGGGCCACCGGGUCAUCGGGCACUACGCGGGGGAAGAUGCCACGGAUGCCUUCCGCGCCUUCCACCGUGACCUUGAUUUCGUGCGCAAGUUCAUGAAGCCUCUGCUGAUUGGAGAGCUGGCCCCGGAGGAGCCCAGCCAAGACCAUGGCAAGAAUUCCCAGAUCACUGAGGACUUCCGGGCCCUGAGGAAGACCGCCGAGGACAUGAACCUGUUCAAGAGCAACCACCUGUUUUUCCUCCUCCUUCUGGCCCACAUCAUUGCCAUGGAGAGCAUCGCCUGGUUCACCAUCUUUUACUUUGGCAACGGCUGGAUCCCGACGGUCAUCACGGCCUUUGUCCUUGCUACCUCUCAGGCCCAAGCUGGAUGGCUGCAACACGAUUAUGGCCACCUGUCAGUCUACAAGAAGUCCAUGUGGAACCACCUUGUGCACAAGUUCAUCAUUGGCCACUUGAAGGGUGCCUCCGCCAACUGGUGGAACCAUCGCCACUUCCAGCAUCACGCCAAGCCCAACAUCUUCCACAAGGAUCCGGAUGUGAACAUGCUGCAUGUGUUUGUCCUGGGCGAGUGGCAGCCCAUCGAGUACGGCAAGAAGAAACUGAGAUACCUACCUUACAACCACCAGCACGAGUACUUCUUCCUGAUUGGGCCGCCUCUGCUCAUCCCUGUAUACUUCCAAUACCAGAUCAUCAUGACCAUGAUCACACGCAGAGACUGGGUGGACCUGGCCUGGGCCAUGAGCUACUACGCCCGCUUCUUCAUCACCUACAUCCCUUUCUACGGCAUCGUGGGGGCUGUCCUCUUCCUCAACUUCAUCAGGUUCCUGGAGAGCCACUGGUUUGUGUGGGUCACGCAGAUGAACCACAUCGUCAUGGAGAUCGAGUGCGAGCCGUACCGCGACUGGUUCAGCAGCCAGCUGGCCGCCACCUGCAACGUGAAACAAUCCUUGUUCAAUGACUGGUUCAGCGGGCACCUCAACUUCCAGAUCGAGCACCACCUCUUCCCCACCAUGCCCCGGCACAACUUCCACAAGGUGGCCCCGCUGGUGAAGUCCCUGUGUGCCAAGCACGGCAUCAAGUACCAGGAGAAGCCGCUGCUGAGGGCCCUGCUGGACAUCAUCAGGUCCCUGAAGAAGUCCGGAGAGCUGUGGCUGGACGCCUACCUCCACAAAUGAAGCUGCAGCCUUUGGGGCACCCAUGGGGAUGGGGGAGCAGGUGGGGAGUGCUGGCCACAGGGUGGGGGGUGGGCUUUUGUUCCGAGGGGUGUCUGCGAGGCCAGGGUAUACGCUGGCUCACAGACCCCAUAGUUGAUUUUCCGCUUUCCCUUUGUCUCCCUCAUGGGGGGGCCUUCUGUCGGGCGGCCCCUCACCCUCUCUCCCAGCCCCCAGCCCCAGGAACAGAGAGAGGUGGUCUGUCCUGGCCCCCCAGCUUCUGCCUCUAAAAUUCUGCAGGACCAGAGGUCCACAGAUGCGGCCUGGGAUGCCCCCGCCUUGCUGCCUGGCCCCUAGGCCUCACACCCCCUUUUCUCCCUCAGAUGCUCUUGGCGUCCAUGGGCGGGGGUCCUAGUGGGGCGCAAUGGUCUCCCUGGCCGCCGGCGUGUGCCAGUGUCAGGGAACAUGUGUGCUCGUGCCCGUCUCCUGCCCCGCCCACGCCGGGACCACUGGUGCGGGGGGGGGGGGGUGCCCCUUGCUGGUGCCACUUCUCUUCCGAAGUCCAAGGUCCUGGCCUGGCUCCCGGCCCCCUUUGCCUGAGCAGUGCAGCCAGCUCAGACCUCGGGCCCCCGGAAGUGUCUUCGCCCCACUGGUGCCCUCUAACCCAGGGCAUGUGCUGUUCCACCUCAUGUCUUCCCAGCUGCACAGCCCAUGACCUUGGGUCCAAGGGGGCGGUCCUGAAGGUGGGCUGUCAUGUCAGGUCAGGUCCGAGGAUCAGCCCUGCGCCCGCUCACCUCAUCGGGCUGGGAGACCCCAGAUCCUAGAGCGAUCAGUUCCUUCUUCAAAGUGCUCCGUUACCUGCCAGGCGGUGCCAGCCAGUCUCUAGCCGCUUAGCCAAGUGGCCUGGGGCCCUUCCAGCUGCAGGAAGGUACCAGAGCCUCACGCAGCCCCUCCCAGAGUUGGGGCUGCCAGCGUGGAUGUGCUCACACUGUCUUCCACCCUCCCGUCUUCGGGUUUUUUAACCUUUUGUUAUAGGGUACGUUCUGCCCGGAGGGUGGCAGCAGGGCUGGGCCUUGUGACCACCUUUCACCCCCUGCCCCUCACUGCCUCCCCGGCCCCGCAGUGGGCUGAGCCGGGCUCCCUCACUGAGGCCACAAUGGCCCUGAGUGUGGGCGCUGCCGGGGCCGCUGCUGUCGAGAGCACCGUGGGGGUCACAGAGGGAGCUCGUCUCAAAGGAGGUGACCCUGAACAGCUGGGGGACAGAGGGAGGUCGCGUGAGGGCCGAGUGAAAACUGCAACAAGGCGAUUGGGGCCGGAGGCCAGGUGGCUGAGGGGUUGGGAAGUGAGAGGGAGGGAGGGCUUCAGGCUGCCGCGUUCGGAAAUCUAACCCACUAACCAAUAUUUAGCGUUAGGGGGAGGGGAGCAGAAGCAACCUCACGGUGGGGGGUCUCGGGGGGAAGGCUGCAGUCCCCCAGCUCUGGCCAGCCGGAGGGACCAGCUCUAGAGUGACAGCCCUUCAGAUUGCCACGGCAGCAUGGGCCCCUGAGGCUCUCUCACUGAGAACGCAGGCCCAAGGACCUGUCUCUCCCCAGAGACAGAAUGAACCCAUAGGGAACGGAUCUUAAUUUUUACCAGGUUGCUUCCCCGCCCCCUACACUUUUUGGAAAUAAAAGUAAUUUUAUUCUCA
Suricata suricatta (meerkat) is the source of this 3121-nucleotide messenger RNA. It is a transcript of the gene FADS2, whose product is annotated as fatty acid desaturase 2. NCBI's taxonomy places the organism in Eukaryota, Metazoa, Chordata, Mammalia, Carnivora, Herpestidae. Gene Ontology annotation, biological process: lipid metabolic process. Bases 124 to 1458 code for a protein of 444 amino acids. Gene Ontology annotation, molecular function: oxidoreductase activity, acting on paired donors, with oxidation of a pair of donors resulting in the reduction of molecular oxygen to two molecules of water. The record is from RefSeq and is a predicted model, not a curated record. Gene Ontology annotation, cellular component: membrane. The transcript is spliced from 12 exons.